UCUGCGCAGUAGUUGGGGCAGCCACGUGGGGUGCCCAGGAGCCGGAGCCGGAGGAGGCCCAUGGCGCUGUACGGGGCUGCGGCCGCAGUGCUCUCGGGGCUGGAGGCCCGCCAGGGCUCCCUCAAGACCCUGGUCUACGGCAGCCGCUUCCAGAAUGUCCGGCAGCUGUACGCUCUGGUGUGUGAGACGCAGCGCUAUUCGGCCGUGCUGGACUCGGUGAUCCACAGCGCCGGGCUCCUGCAGGCGGAGAAGAAGCUGAAGCCCAACCUGGCCAAGGUCCUGGUGUACGAGCUGCUGCUGGGCCGGGGCUUACGCGGGGGAGGCCGAUGGAAGCCGGUGUUGUCCCGGCACAAGGCGAGGCUGCAGGCAGAAUUUGCCCGGCUUAAGGUGAAGCGCUGCGUGAGCCGCAACGAGGACCUCCUGGAGUCCGUUCCCGGGGCCGCUCAGGUGGCCAAGCUCCCUCGCUUUGUGCGGGUGAACACCCUCAAGACCAAGCUGGAUGAUGCCGUCGAUUACUUGAAGCGCGAGGGCUACUCCUAUCAGGGCCGUGCUUCUGGACUGGACGAGCUUCAGGCCCUAGAGGGGAAACGGUUUUUCCUGGACUCGCUGCUCCCAGAGCUCCUUGUGUUCCCUUCGGGCACUGAUUUCCACAAGCACCCGCUUUACCAGGCUGGCCAUCUCAUCCUGCAAGACAAGGCCAGCUGCCUCCCAGCCACCUUGCUGGCCCCUCCGCCCGGCUCCCAUGUCAUCGACGCAUGUGCGGCCCCGGGCAAUAAGACCAGCCACCUGGCUGCUCUGCUGAAAAACCAGGGGAAAAUCUUUGCUUUUGACCUGGAUGCUGGGCGGCUAGCGACCAUGGCCACGCUGCUGACCAGGGCUGGAGUCUCUUGCUGCGAGAUCGCCAACAAGGACUUUCUGUCCGUAUCUCCCUCUGACCCGCGUUACUGCCAGGUCCAGUACAUCCUGCUGGACCCUUCUUGCAGUGGUUCUGGCAUGGCAUCCAGGCAGCUGGAGGAGCCCGGCGCGGGCAGCUCUAGCCAGGAACGCUUGCAGGCCCUGGCCGGGUUCCAGCGCCGUGCCCUGAGCCACGCGCUCUCCUUCCCGGCCCUGCAGCGCUUGGUCUAUUCGACCUGUUCCGUGUGCCAGGAGGAGAACGAGGACGUGGUACGCGACGUCCUGCAGCAGAUCGAGGGCACCUUUAGGCUUGUCCAUGUGUUACCUCCGUGGCCAGAGAGAGGCCUCCGCACCUUCCCAGGGGCCGAACACUGUCUCCGAGCAUCUCCUGAAACCACGCUCACGGGGGGCUUCUUUGUGGCUGUACUGGAACGGGCAGGGGGGAGCUCAGGUUCAGAACCGCAGUCACUGGCUGAAGAACCCGCACCCAACAUAGCUCCCAAGAAAAAGAAACGACGGCCGAAACCAUUAACUACGUGACCCGGGGCUGUGCUCCUCCUCCCCUGCCCUUCCACUGGACCUUCAAGCUUGGGAGUGACUGCCCACUCAUCUUGCUGAGCAUUCCUUUACUCUGCCCCUCCCCCCGUGGGGGAAAAAAGACACGAGUCCACUGGAGAUCACAGUUUUGUUUAUUUUUUAAAUCAAUGACAUUAUAAGAAGCAAGGAAAAAAAAAAUUGCACAUUCACACUAAAUUCCCACCAGACUCAACAGGAACAGCAUCCCGUGGAAAGUUGUCUCCCAUUCCUGACCCCGCACAGGUCCGAGGCCGGGGCUGCGUGGGCAGACCUCUGGGCUGUUGCUGUAGCUGGGCUUCCUGCUCCCACCACUGCCAUGGAAAGGCUGCUUUGACCUGAUUCAGCUUUCCCCCAAAGACCCCGCUUGCUUUUCACUUGGGGUCCUGGUGGGACUGAACAGUGGCUGGGGCACAGACUUGGUUUGGAGCCCGGGCCCUUCCCACUCCCGCCUCCCAAACUGCAACCACCAGAGCUGCUAUCACAGGGGGAAAACCUUGCCCGCCACAUUCACAUACAUCACAUUAUUAGAAAAGAAUCGAGUACAUUUUACAGAACGAUUUCCUGGGUGAAGAGGGAGUCUUGAGGGAGCCCUCCCUCUUCCCCCAGAUCUAACUGCUCAGCUAAUUUCUGGACAACAGCUUCAUACUUUCUCACAGCCUCAAUGAACCAAGCUUGAAGGAAUUCAAAAGGCAAUUUAGCUUAAAUAUAAAAAUAAAUUUUA
Messenger RNA from Sarcophilus harrisii (Tasmanian devil), 2191 nucleotides. It is a transcript of the gene NSUN5, whose product is annotated as NOP2/Sun RNA methyltransferase 5. Gene Ontology annotation, biological process: rRNA base methylation. Lineage: Eukaryota; Metazoa; Chordata; Mammalia; Dasyuromorphia; Dasyuridae. Gene Ontology annotation, molecular function: methyltransferase activity. Gene Ontology annotation, cellular component: nucleolus. The transcript has 10 exons. The record is from RefSeq and is a predicted model, not a curated record. The coding region runs from base 61 to 1434 and encodes 457 amino acids.